GAAAGGGGAACCGAUCGAUCAUGUGUAUUUUCUACCCCUCCAUCCUUUCUCUCCCUCCCUCCCUCUCUCUCUCUCUCUCUCUCUACAUCUUUCUCUGUCCUGCCUCUGUAUCUCGGUCUGUCUGUCUCUGCCUUCUGCCUGUCUCUCCCUACCGGUUAUUUGUCACUCUCGCUACUCUGACCCGGUCUCUCUAAUUAUCUCUCUCUCCCUCUCUUCACACUCUUUCCUCUCUCAAUUUCUGCUCGCGGUAGAAUGCCGCAGACCACUAUCCAGGCCGGUGGAUAAUGCGCCGCGUUCAUGUCACGAAUUGUCCCGGCACCCACCGGCCUACAAUAUAGCGAAUGGCGGGGGCAGAGAGUAGUAGUAGUAAUCAAUGUCGCGCGUGGUUUUCAGGGCUGUCGGAGCAUGGAUCGUAGCACAUACCCAUGCUAUGCCAUCACCCAGAGAGCCCAUUUUUGGUGGAGUAGAGACGGCACGGAUAUUAUUGACGCUGGUAUGAGCAGCGAGGGAAGAAUGUGGAAGAAGCCGUGGCUGAAUCGGGUUUGUUUGGAGUUCGUUCGUCCCGCUUUACCCUUACCACUCCCUUCCACCACCCCCCCCCUCCCCCCUCCCCCCGAACGUACAAGGGGCAACGCGGACCUGGCAAGGGCCAGGAUGACCCCCCAGUUCGCUAGAUCGCGAGCAGGACCAGCGAUAUCUGUCGCUUUCUGGGUGUGUGUCCCUCUCACGCCCCAGGGGCCAGGACAGCGGGCUGGGAAGGGGACCAGAGGGCCCAAAUACUCGGUUUCCACGCCUCAACCGGAACUCGCUUCCAGUUCCACUCCUGCAACUCUGCCGCUCCCAGCUUACUAUUUAGGAUUAGUUCCCCGGGCCCUUGUUUGCGUGCAACGUCUCUGUCUCCUGUGUUCUAUCUGCCGUGCGCCGGCCAUUCUUCUCUCAUUUAUCAUUUUCUCCAGCCGAAGUGUCGUCGAGGGAGAGGUCGAUCCCGACUUGUUGCUACUGUUCCGCCAGCUAGAUCCGCCAGCUAGGCCCGCCAGAUUGAGCCCGGCAGCUCCUCUGAGCGAGUCUGUGUAGGUGUGCGUGUGCGUGUGUGUGAGAGCGAGAGCGCGCGAGCGCGUGUGUGUGUGCGUGUGUCGUUCUGUGUGUGUCCUGUCCGUCCUGUCUGCGUAUGCGUGUGCCUGUGUGCCUACCGAGUCUUGAGCCAGAGCACUCACAAAAGGGGCUACGCAUCCUUUGCUAC
Molecule: messenger RNA, 1240 nt
Organism: Durotheca rogersii
Lineage: Eukaryota; Fungi; Ascomycota; Sordariomycetes; Xylariales; Xylariaceae
Exons: 1
Coding region: 298-1074 (258 amino acids)
Source: RefSeq, a predicted model, not a curated record